AUGGGCUUAGAUUCCUACAGAUUUUCAAUCUCAUGGCCUAGAAUAUUGCCAAAAGGAAAGCUAAGUGGGGGAGUGAAUAAAGCAGGAAUCAAAUACUACAACAACCUCAUUAAUGAGCUCCUAGCAAAUGGCAUAAAACCCUUUGUAACCCUCUUCCAUUGGGAUGUUCCCCAAGCCUUAGAUACUGAGUAUGGGAGUUUUCUAAGUCCUAAGAUUGCAACUCAAAAGGGCAUUAUAGGGAUCACAAUAGCAUGCCACUGGUUUGUGCCACAUUCUAAUACCCCAGAGGACAAAGGUGCUGCAAAACGAUCCCUGGAUUUCCUGUAUGGAUGGUUUAUGGAUCCAGUAGUUUACGGUCAAUAUCCAAAUUCUAUGAGGGCUAUUGUUGGAAGACGAUUGCCCAAAUUCACCAAGGAGGAAUCUGCAUUUAUAAAGGGGACAUACGAUUUCAUUGGAGUGAAUUACUAUACUACUUUCUAUGCGAUCAAUUUGCCUAAAUCUAAUAUUACAAAUCCAAGCUACACGACGGAUAGCCUUGCCACCCUUACAAGUGAUCGUAAUGGAGUUCUUAUUGGUCCACAGGCAGGAUCACCUUGGCUCCAUGUUUAUCCUAAAGGAUUUCGUGAAGUUUUGCUCUACACAAAGUUCAAAUACAAUAAUCCUGUUAUUUACAUCACUGAAAAUGGUGAUUAA
Molecule: messenger RNA, 693 nt
Organism: Dovyalis caffra
Lineage: Eukaryota; Viridiplantae; Streptophyta; Magnoliopsida; Malpighiales; Salicaceae
Source: the annotation of a GenBank genome assembly